UUUAACCAAGUGAGUGACACGAACACGUCUAGUUUACUAACAGAAUUUUCACUUUCGUAAUUUUAUGUAAUGCAAAACGUAAAUCAACACAAACAUGGGAAUUCUGCGUCCCGUCGCAGAAUCCUUGAUUGGAUAAACAACAAUCUUGGCACCACUCACGUUCGUUUAGAGGAGCUGCGAUCCGGCGCGGAAUAUUGUCAAAUGCUUCAUAAGCUGCAACCUUCGGCGAUUAGGUUGAAAAAGGUCAUCAAGGUUCCAAAGAGCCAAUACGAAUGUGUGCAAAAUAUGAAAUUGCUGCAAAAGAGCCUCUGCAAACAGGGCGUUCAGAAGCAAAUACCCAUUCACCGGCUGGUUUCUCGUGGUAAUACCGAGAGUUUGGAGUUUGCCCAGUGGUUCAAGGCAUUCUAUGAUCAUAACUACCAGCUGUUAUGGCCCGAAAAGACCGAAGAUUCAUCGAAGACACUAGAAAUAUUCCGCGAAAAGCCUGACAGUUUCGUGGAUACCGGAAAACGCAGUUAUGAUAGAUUAGAAUCAACUGCAAGCAGUCAAUCAGGAAAGAAUUUUGAAAUCAACCAGGAGAAGAAAACUAUAAAAUCAGUUUCUCUUAUACCAGAAUUGGAUUCUUCGCCGCAUGAAUUGUCGUUACACCCACUUGAGGGCUAUUCGCAGUCCACCUAUGAAAUUAUUCCUGAAAAUGCACUGCCAAUAGACGUUAUUGAUUUUCAGGAACAACAUUCACAACGAAGUCAAUCAAAUAAUUGUAAUUCUGAAGAUAUUACCAUGGCAGGCGAAUCUUCGGGGUCAACAGAAAUUGAUUUAAUGAAAAUCGACCCUGAAGAAGGUAAUCGCUGUAAGGACUCCAAUGGGCCACUUCUCGGAAAAUAUUUUGAUGGACCCCUCCUCCGGUGUAGACCAUUUAAACUUCGGCGGACAUUUGAUUUUCAUGAAGUGAAAAGCGUUAAAAUCAAAAAGUUGGUAGAUGGAUCCGCCCCAAUUUCGUCGGAAGAAGAGUGCUCUUCCUAUGAUUUCAACAAGCAUAUGGAAGCAAAAAUCGUUUCGAUAUGGAAAGACAUUCAUAACGUUAUUAAAGCCCUACAAAGGAUCGAGCACAAUUGGUACCGCAAUAAGAUUAAUGAGAGAAGAACGACAUUUAAGCAUUGAUUAAUAGGAGAUAGCAAAGUUUGAAGUUUGCAUAGAAUAUAGUUAGAUUCACAUAUUUAUAUAUGUACGUUUUCAGAUAUGUUUCGGCCAAGUUGUUCACCAAAACUCUGUAAUUAAGCUCGACUAAAACUAAAUUUUAAUGUAUUACCUCCCAAAAUAAAAUAUGACCAACUGAA
Messenger RNA from Drosophila mauritiana, 1337 nucleotides. RefSeq names its product protein BIM1. The record is from RefSeq and is a predicted model, not a curated record. The coding region runs from base 70 to 1161 and encodes 363 amino acids. The transcript has a single exon. Gene Ontology annotation, molecular function: microtubule plus-end binding. Gene Ontology annotation, cellular component: spindle midzone; microtubule plus-end; microtubule organizing center. Gene Ontology annotation, biological process: spindle assembly; regulation of microtubule polymerization or depolymerization; protein localization to microtubule plus-end. NCBI's taxonomy places the organism in Eukaryota, Metazoa, Arthropoda, Insecta, Diptera, Drosophilidae.